CGCUCGGUGGCAUCACACGCUUUCGAGCAGUUGCCCACAGCUGAUACUACCACUUCUCCAAGACCCUACCACACCACCACGAUGGCCGACGCUGCCCCUGCCGCUACCCCCACCAAGAAGGCCACCAAGGCCAAGGCUGCCCCCAAGAAGCCAGUGCACCCCUCCUACGCCGCGAUGAUCGCUGACGCCAUCGGGGCCCUGAAGGAGCGCUCUGGGUCAUCCCGCCAGGCCAUCCUCAAGUAUAUCGUCGCCCACAACAAGGUCGGAGACGAGAAGAAGGCUGGUGUUCGUGUCAAGCUGGCCCUGAGGAAGCAGGUCCAGACUGGUGCCCUGAAGCAGGUGAAGGGCUCCGGUGCAUCUGGCUCCUUCAAGCUCGCUGAAGAUGUCAAGGAAGCCAAAGCCAAACCCGCCAAGAAGAAGGUCGUGAAGAAGCCUGCUGCCAAGAAAGUCGUGAAGAAGCCUGCUGCCAAGAAAGUCGCCAAGAAGCCUGCUGCCAAGAAAAUCGCAAAGAAGCCUGCUGCCAAGAAAGUCGCUAAGAAGCCUGCUGUCAAGAAAGCCGCUAAGAAGGCCGUGAAGAAGCCUGCUGCUAAGAAGACCGCUAAGAAGCCUGUUGCAAAGAAGCCCUCUCCCAAGAAGGCGGCGAAAAAACCUGCACCCAAGAAGUAAGCUGCUGACCCCCGACGAAAUGGCCCUGGCGUGAGGAUUACUUCUACAAGACUUAGUGUAAUUUAUACAAAUUUAUAUUGUACCUGAUCCCCGUAAAUAUUUUUGUACAUAAUAUAUAUUUAUUUUAUUGAUAA
Molecule: messenger RNA, 800 nt
Organism: Eriocheir sinensis (Chinese mitten crab)
Lineage: Eukaryota; Metazoa; Arthropoda; Malacostraca; Decapoda; Varunidae
Product: histone H1-delta-like
Exons: 2
Coding region: 82-666 (194 amino acids)
Biological process (GO): chromosome condensation; negative regulation of DNA recombination; nucleosome assembly
Cellular component (GO): nucleosome; nucleus
Molecular function (GO): nucleosomal DNA binding; structural constituent of chromatin; double-stranded DNA binding
Source: RefSeq, a predicted model, not a curated record